GUUGAUAGAUCUCAGCAUUUCAUUUAGGAAAAAGUCAGCCUGUUUUUCUUUUAAUAAAUAGUUCUUUUUUUGAAAACUCUAAAUAAUGGUGGGCGCAAUGCCUGUUAAUUUAAUACCAAAAUUUUGUAACGGUACCAUGGACAGUCAUAAUGGUACAGAGGAUCUCGAGUUUCAAGUUCACAUCGGUAGUCGUGUGAAGUGCAAUGAUGAUUUUGGUACUGUGAAAUAUAUUGGUGAAGUGCAGGGAUACAAAGGAACCUGGUAUGGUGUGGAAUGGGAUGAUCCAGCUAGAGGCAAGCACGAUGGUUCAGUGGAAGAUGUCCAGUAUUUUAAGACUUCAAAACCUGGCGCUGGCUCCUUCAUCCGCCCAAACAAGAUAGCCCCGUUCAGGACUUGUGCUGAUGCUAUUCGAAAGUAUUACGGUGAUCGCGAGGAUGAGACGGUUGCUGCACACAGGAGAACUGUCAUCAAUGAGUGGAAGAGAGAAAUGGGUGCACCAUUCAUUGAAAUGGUCGGAUUUGAAAAGAUUCACCAAAAACAAAAAUUCGAUCGUCUCCUAGAGGUUUGCGUGCACGACCAGAAUGUUGCUAAAGCGGGCGACGUGGCCUCGUUGUGCCCAAACGUUCGCAGCAUCGACGUGUCCAGGAAUCUGUUCUCAAACUGGCGUGAAGUCAUACAGCUGGGGGCACAAUUGCCGGACCUAAGGGAGUUGGAUGUUAGCAAGAACCGGAUGGCCAUAGACAUGCCACAGGAAACUCUCACUCAGCUCUCCGUCAACUUUGCAAACCUUGAGAAAUUGAAUAUAUCUGUUUGUGAUUAUGAAUGGUCAGACCUGUUAGCAUUAUCACAUCUCUGGCCAAAAGUAAACGAAAUCAUCGCUGCAUACAACAGAAUUAAAACUAUAACUCCACCAACAAUAACUUUGAGAACGUUGACAAUAUUAAGGCUCGAUGGUAACCCUUUGGACUCGUGGUACGAAGUGAUGAAUCUUGGCAGAUUAAAAAAUUUGAAAACGCUCAGUUUGAACGACUGUUUCAUUGAAGAGAUAAGAUUCAACGACGACCCGCACUGCAAGAUUGACUUUUUUGAAAAUUUGGAAGUUUUGUUUUUGAAUAGGAACAGAAUUAAGGAUUGGCGCUCAAUAAGUGAAUUGGACAAACUAAAGAAUCUGAAGAAAUUGUACUUCUUAAAAAAUCCCGUACAGGACACCGAGGACUACGACACUGGAUCACAACUCAUUAUAGCUAAAAUCGGAACAUUGCAAGAGCUGAACGGAUCGUGCGUGACGCGCGAGGCGCGCCGCGGGGCCGAGUACGACUACAUGAAGCGCCACGGGGCCGAGUACAAGCGCGCGCAACUACGCGAUGACACCAAACGCCACUUCACCGCGGAGCACUGCAGAUUCGAUCUACUCGUACACAAAUACGGCUUGCCCGACGACAGCUUACUCGAGAAGCAAACUAAAAAAAUGACUCUCACAUCUCAACUGCUCGAAAUCACACUGCGCGACGAAAACGGGAAAGCGUUCAAGAAAAAAUUCCCAUCCACCAUGGCUGUGCAAAAACUGGUCACACUCGCCCAAAGGCUGUUCUCCAAAACUGGCAACACUGGCACACCCAAACUGUACCUGUUAGACGAUCAAAUGAAAGGUGCAGAGAUACACCUCGACAACGUUAUGAAGGAUCUCGCUUAUUAUUCUGUUAAAUCUGGCGACAUAAUCGUGGUCCGAUUCAGAUAAUCUGAUGUUUAAAUAGAAGAAUGGAGACAUAAGUUGGUUUGCAUUUUGAUGACGAUUAAUUUUUAUGGUUAUUAGGAAUCUAAAGACGUAUCUAUCACACUAUUGAAGCUGAAAUUGCCUAUUGUUUUCUUGGCUUUGUGAUAAUGUUUAAAAAACAGUGUUGCCAUUAAAAAAACGAAUAAAAUGUGCAAUGAUAUUACAAUAAAAAAAGGUAGAUAAGCAUACCAGUACUAAUACGAUAUCAAAUAAAUAUAAGGCAGAGCGUAGGCACUAAAGUCGAAUUAUCCGUUCUGUUGCUUACAUAAUCUUUGACAGACCUUUUUCACAAUUUGUAACCGGAGUAAGACUUAUUUAUGUUUCUGAUUAAAACGCAAAUCAAUAAAAAAAUAAAUAUUACGAAUGAAAUGUGACCCCUCGGUCUUUAGGCGACUUAUGUUGUUUCUACAGUUUCGCAUAACAAAGGACGGCAAUUUUAAAAUGAUUAUGGUAUAGAAACGCAUACAAUAAACGCUUUCGCCAGAGUAUGCGCUCAGGUAUGCUAAUUAGCAUAGUUUUAAGGUGACACUUUUUGAAUUCAAGUAACAUAUCUACCCUUUUUACUGUAAUAUCAUUGAAAAUGUGC
Diatraea saccharalis (sugarcane borer) is the source of this 2360-nucleotide messenger RNA. Lineage: Eukaryota; Metazoa; Arthropoda; Insecta; Lepidoptera; Crambidae. The record is from the annotation of a GenBank genome assembly.